UUUACGAUAUCUUCUUUCGACCGCGCGAUCCGAUCGACUUCACUGAACCACCCACCACGUUCUCGGUUCGCCGUAAAGUCGAGUAAUUAUGGAAUCUAUUUCUAAAGCUAAAGAAAGACUCGCAAAGUAUCCCGUAGUGUUUGCUAAGUGUUCCAAGCAGAGUGUACUGUACGCACGCUGUGUUUUACUUAAGGAAGGAUCGGUGAAAAAGGACGAUUGUGCGAAAGAAUUUCAGGAGUUCAAAACCUGUUUAUAUUCCGCCGCUAAGGAUUUGAAGACCAAGAUCUAGGAUGAAUCGUUACAUGGAAGUC
Messenger RNA from Spodoptera litura, 311 nucleotides. RefSeq names its product NADH dehydrogenase [ubiquinone] 1 alpha subcomplex assembly factor 8-like. Gene Ontology annotation, biological process: mitochondrial respiratory chain complex I assembly. Gene Ontology annotation, cellular component: mitochondrion. NCBI's taxonomy places the organism in Eukaryota, Metazoa, Arthropoda, Insecta, Lepidoptera, Noctuidae. The record is from RefSeq and is a predicted model, not a curated record.